GUUGUUAUGAAUAAUUCAGUUAUUUUUAGAAGCUGUUACUAUAACAAACAGCUGUUUGUAGACUAAUAGACUGGUAAAUAAGGCAGAGCAGCACGGCGGAGAUUAUGGGGUCACCCAGACUUUGAUGGUGCCUACCUAUGGCAAUGUAUGAAUGACCUGUAGAGGCGCUUCUCCUGUAGCUGAACACAUGGCAGUACGCUGGCGAAUGGGAUGUUGAGCGAGCAGUCAGCUGUCGUUCACACGAAAUGUGGGACGCUGCGUUUCUUCAAAGCUACACACUCUUUGUAAGGCCAACCAUUUUACCAAUACCUACUUCACCAUGUCAUUGCCAGAGCUGGAGAAACACAUCCUAAAGAUAAUUCAGGAAGGGAAGAUCCUUCUCUUCCAGGAGGAGCUUCAGAGGAACACCAGGCUACUGGCUGAUCUCCCAUGGAAACACUUUGGCAGAUCAGGGGACACUGUCUUGCACUAUGCAGCUCGCCAUGGCCAUCUUCCUGUAGUCUCCUACCUGGUGGAGGUGGUUGGUGUGGAUGUGGAGGUCCGGAAUAAUGACUACAAGAGACCCCUCCAUGAAGCAGCGUCCAUGUCCCACCGAGACUGUCUGCUCUACCUGCUGAGUAAGGGAGCAGAGGUGGACUGCCUGAAAAAGGCCGACUGGACUCCCCUGAUGAUGGCAUGUACGAGAAAAAACAUAGAUGUUAUCAGUGAUCUCAUUGAGCACAAGGCAAACCCUAAAUUGAAAAAUAAGGAUGGCUGGAAUAGUUUUCAUAUUGCAUCUAGAGAAGGUGACCCUGCUGUUAUGUCUUAUUUGCUAGAUGCCUUCCCUGACAUUUGGAAUACUGAGAGCAAGAUAAAGAGAACACCUCUGCACACAGCAGCAAUGCAUGGAUGUUUUGACGUGGUACAGAUUCUUCUAGAAAGGUGUAACUAUGAUCCAGACUGUAAGGACAGCUGUGGAGUAACUCCAUUCAUGGAUGCAGUCCAGAAAGGACAUCUACAGAUUGCUGAACUACUGAUAGAAAACAAAAAGGUCUGCUAUACAGCAGUGGAUAAAAUGGGAGCCCAGGCGUUGCAUCAAGCUGCAGUUACAGGACAAGACAAAUCGCUUCAAUAUCUGGUGUCCCAUCUGGGUGUAAAUGUGAAUGAAACAGCAACUUCCAUGCACCUAAGCCCACUACACUAUGGUGCCAAGGAAGGACAUAUUAGUUCCUUGUCAACCCUGUUAUCCCUUGGUGCUGAUCUGAACAGCCAGGAUUCAAAAGGAAGAUCUGGUGCUAAACACUGCAUACCAGGAACACCCUACCCCUGACUUUCUGGAGAUGUUCUGGCCUAGUCCUCUAGAUAUAACAGUUUGGCAAAAAGCUGGAUCCAAGUUUUCCUGCUUCCAAUACUCAAGAACGAACUGCUCACUUGCUGUCUAAUAUAUCUCUUCUGGUCACUUUGACAUGGCAAAAUAUUUUUCACUAGUAAUUGUAAGUUAGAAUUAGGAACACAACCUACAUAGGGGAAAGCUAUCUAUUCCAUGUUGUGGACCCACUCUUGGCUUUGACUAAAAUUACUGAUUGAAUACUAUGUGUGAUAUUGGUCUUAUACUGUACACACUUUUCUAUGGCAUUAUAUGGGCUUACCGUAUAUACUCGAGUAUAAGCCGAGUUUUUCAGCACGAUUUUUCGUGCUGAAAACGCCCCCCUCAGCUUAUACUCGAGUGAACUCUCC
Molecule: messenger RNA, 1716 nt
Organism: Hyla sarda
Lineage: Eukaryota; Metazoa; Chordata; Amphibia; Anura; Hylidae
Gene: ANKRD16
Product: ankyrin repeat domain 16
Exons: 7
Coding region: 320-1309 (329 amino acids)
Biological process (GO): RNA processing
Molecular function (GO): protein binding; RNA nuclease activity; RNA binding
Source: RefSeq, a predicted model, not a curated record